UCUUCUGGACUCCUCUGCACCAGAGAUGAGCCUGGAGGGAGCAGAGCAGAAGAGAGCCUGAGUUUCACCUGGUGAAAAAGGACAGCCCGAGACACCGAGCCGGACCCAGCGCUUGGAUCCCGGGAUGGCUGUGGAGGAUCUCCGGGCUCCGAGCACCCCUUUCUCGCUCUCCUUCUCGGGCAGUGGUUUCCUGGCCCUGUACCAGGUUGGGGUGGUGCAGUCCCUCCUGGAACUGGCUCCCGAGCUCCUCAAAUCUGCCUGCAAGGUCUAUGGAUCCUCAGCGGGGUCCCUGAUCGCCGCCGCCGUCGUGUGCGGGAUCGGCCUGGAUGACCUGAAGGAAUUUUUCUUUGCCCUGGCAGCAGAAGUCAGGAAAACCAUCCUGGGCCCCCUCUCUCCCAAGUGCAGCUUGCUGGCCAAUAUCAAGGCUGUUCUGCAGCGAAUGCUCCCAGAGGAUUCCUACCAGCUGGCUUCAGGGAGGCUGCACAUCUCACUCACACGGGUGGCAGAUGGCCAGAAUGUCAUGGCCUCGGAGUUCAGCUCCAAAGAGGAGCUCAUUCAGGCUCUCCUCUGCAGCUGCUUCCUUCCUAUUUACUGUGGAUUCAUCCCUCCAUCCUACCGAGGAGUGAUCUUCAACGGCAGCGUCCAGAUCUCCAUAGAGAACCUCUGCAGGAUCAGCUACGCUCUCUUCCCACCCAGCACCAUGGUCUUGAACGACAUUUUCUCCCAGGGGUACCAGGACACUGCCCUUUUCCUGUACAGGAACAAUGCCUUUGGGUUCAACUACUUCGAUGGAAAUUUCCGCUUCGGCAGCACCUGUGGGAAGAACAACUCCACCCAAUCCAAGGGGACACACCCCGGCUUGUACGGGAGGGUCCCUGAGAGCCUGACUCCUUACUUCCUGCCAGGCUUGUGGAAGAAGGAGCAGAUGAAUGGACUGCAGGAUCCCCUGGCCAGGAUCCUGUUGCAGCCAUACAGGCUUCCAGCUUUAUUCAGGAAGGGGGUGAAGAAGGUGUGGGGGCUGCUGGAAGGUGUCACCUCCCUGGUAACUGUCCUGGACAGGCCCUGGGGGUCUCUGAUGCCGCUGGUUCCGCUGCCUCGGGAAGGGAAGGCUGUGGACAAGAAUGGAGAAACCUGA
Molecule: messenger RNA, 1135 nt
Organism: Manacus vitellinus (golden-collared manakin)
Lineage: Eukaryota; Metazoa; Chordata; Aves; Passeriformes; Pipridae
Product: patatin-like phospholipase domain-containing protein 1
Exons: 10
Coding region: 125-1135 (336 amino acids)
Biological process (GO): triglyceride catabolic process; lipid homeostasis
Cellular component (GO): membrane; cytoplasm; lipid droplet
Molecular function (GO): triacylglycerol lipase activity
Source: RefSeq, a predicted model, not a curated record